This is a messenger RNA of Arachis stenosperma, 1527 nucleotides long. RefSeq lists its product as uncharacterized. The record is from RefSeq and is a predicted model, not a curated record. The coding region runs from base 1 to 1527 and encodes 508 amino acids. Lineage: Eukaryota; Viridiplantae; Streptophyta; Magnoliopsida; Fabales; Fabaceae. The transcript has 3 exons.
AUGGAAAAAAUGAUGAAACAGCAAGAACUUACAAACAAGAACAAUGAAGCUUCCAUAAGAAACAUAGAAAGGCAGAUUGGACAGCUUUCCAAGCAAGGUGUGAUUGAAAGGCCAUCAAGCUCACUCCCAAGUGAUACCAUUCCAAAUCCUAAAGAAGAGUGCAAAGCCAUAUGGCUAAGGAAUGGAAGAACCUUGGUGAAUGACAAGGAGGAAACCAAGAAGCCUAUGAAAAGCAACAAAAAGCCAAUAGAGAAAGAAGAAGCCAGCAACAAAGAAGUGAGAGCAAGCAAGCAAACUUUAAAGAAGCUCAAAGAGAAGGAUGACCAGCUACAAGAUUUAAGGAAAUGGAAGCAAAUAAUGGAAGAAUCAUCUCAAGGACAGAAGCAAGUGGAGAAGACUUUCACGCCUCCCUUGCCAUAUCCUCAAAGGUUCAACAAGGAAACCAAGGAUCAACACUUACCCAAAUUCCUUGAAGUCUUCAAGAAAUUGGAGAUUAAUAUUCCACUGGCUGAGGCAUUAGAGCAGAUGCCUCUUUACGCAAAGUUCUUGAAAGAGCUUAUCAAUAAAAAGAGAAGUUGGCAUGAAAAGGAGACAGUGCUUCUCACUGAAGAAUGCAGUGCUGUAAUUCAAAGGGGCAUUCCACCAAAGCUUAAAGAUCCAGGGAGUUUUGUAGUUUCAUGUAUCAUAGCUAAGAUGACAUUAGACAAAGUUCUCUGUGAACUUGGUGCUAGUAUCAAUUUGAUGCCCCUAUCAAUGAUGAGAAAGCUUGCUAUAGAAGAACUCAAACCUACUAGGAUGUCGUUGGUAAUGGUCGAUAGAUCAAUCAAGACACCCAAUGGCAUUGUGGAAAACCUAUUGGUGAAGUUCGUGGUACCAAAGAAAGAUGGGAUGAUAGUUGUUGUUAUUGAGAAGAAUGAGCCCAUUCCCACAAGAACUGUGACAGGAUGGAGGAUGUGUAUUGACUUCAGGAUGUUGAAUGAUUCCACACGCAAGGAUCACUUUCUCCUCCCUUUCAUUGACCAAAUGCUUGAGAAGCUAGCUAGCCAUGACAGAAAGGGUAGUGAAAACCAAGUUGCUGAUCAUCUAUCAAGAUUGCCACAAGAAACAGUUCAAGAAGCCUCACAUCCAGUGAAUGAAAGCUUUCCAGAUGAACACCUCUUACAGAUUCAACAAGCCCCUUGGUUUGCAGACAUUGCAAACUAUAAGGUUGGAAGAAAGAUUCCCAAGGAAUUCACCAAGCAACAAGUGAAAAAGCUACUUAAUGAAGCAAAUAAAUUCCUAUGGGAUGAACCAUUCUUAUUCAGGAGAUGUUCAGAUGGAAUGAUAACGAAAUGUGUUCCUGAAGGUGAGAUGAGAAGCAUAUUAUGGCACUGUCAUGGUUCAGCUUAUGGUGGACAUUUUGGGCCAGAAAGAACAGCAGCCAAUGUACUUCAAAGCGGAUUUUACUGGCCUACCAUAUUUAAGGAUCCUAGAGAGUUUUUUCAUCAGUGCAAUGAGUGCCAAAGGGGUGGGGGAUUAACAAAAUGA